This is a messenger RNA of Capsella rubella, 642 nucleotides long. RefSeq names its product zinc finger Ran-binding domain-containing protein 2. Lineage: Eukaryota; Viridiplantae; Streptophyta; Magnoliopsida; Brassicales; Brassicaceae. The record is from RefSeq and is a predicted model, not a curated record. Gene Ontology annotation, cellular component: cytoplasm. The coding region runs from base 70 to 486 and encodes 138 amino acids. Gene Ontology annotation, molecular function: mRNA binding. The transcript has 3 exons.
UCAUUUGGCUUACUAGUCUUUUGUGUCUUCUCAGGUGUUUUAGAGAUAUACAUACACAUAAAGAUAAAGAUGAGUUGGAGUGGAGGAGACUGGCUAUGCGGGGCGUGCCAACACCCAAACUUCAAAAAACGAGAGUCAUGCCAAAAAUGUGGAUACCCCAAGUUUGGUGGGGUAGAUGUGUCGACAUACUUGUACAAUAGGACUGAGGUUUUGGCUGGUGAUUGGUAUUGUGGUGCAUUGAAUUGUGGAAGCCACAAUUACGCGAGCCGCACAAGUUGUUACCGAUGUGGAAUGAUCAAAGUCGAGUAUACGGAACAGUACUAUGGAGCUCAAAUGGUUGCUUACGGGAAUGACGCCGCGGCUGGUCCUCCCGGGUGGAAAACUGGCGAUUGGGUUUGUCCCCGGGUCGGCUGUGGGGUUCACAACUACGCAAGUAGGGCAGAAUGCUUCAAAUGCAAGACAACAAGAGAUUACGGUGGCGUCUAGAUUGGAAGAGAAAAGAGCUGAUGAUGAAUUGAAGAAUCACUUGUUUAAAUUGUACCUUACAACAAGUGUUACUAGUUUCUAACAUGCAUGAUGCCUUCUUACGUUGGCUUGAAAUUUUUCCUAAACUCGUGCAAAUCAACAUAAAAUUGCACAUAA